This is a messenger RNA of Prorocentrum cordatum, 311 nucleotides long. The record is from the annotation of a GenBank genome assembly. Lineage: Eukaryota; Dinophyceae; Prorocentrales; Prorocentraceae.
GCUACAGCACCUAUGCAAUGCGACGGCAGCUUAUGGGACGACAUACGCAACAACGAGCGCGACGUCAAGACCAAGAAAGCCCCGCAGUGGAUUCAGGAUUCCAUAGCUUACCAGCAGGACCCGAACAUGACCGACGUGUUGGGCCAGCUCUAUGGCAGGUGGGCGCAUGCGGCCGAAAGAAUGCUAGCUACCAUCACAGAAGCUCCGAUGCGGCCACGGGCGCGGGGAGGGCAGCCCACUCAGUACGUUGAGGUACCGUACACGCGCUACGUCAAAGGCAACAAGGAUGGCGAUACCAAAGCAGAUCAACG